AUGAAUUCUGUUCCGGCUACACAAAGAAAUCCAUUAGUUUAUUUAGAUAUUGCAAUUGAUGGAGAACCAGCCGGACGUAUUGUGAUAAAACUAAGAAGUGAUAUUGUGCCUAAAACAGCUGAGAAUUUUCGAGCAUUGUGUACAGGGGAAAAGGGCAGAGGUGCUUAUGGAAAACCUUUACAUUUUAAAGGCACUAAGUUUCAUAAAGCUAUCUCACAAUUCAUGAUCCAGGGCGGCGACAUUAUCAACAAUGAUGGAAGCGGCGGUGAAAGCAUAUACGGGCCUACAUUUAAGGAUGAAAAUUUUAAAUUAAAGCACGAGCAAGGUGUACUAAGCAUGGCGAACAGCGGUACACCUCACACGAAUGGCUCGCAGUUUUGCAUAACGACAGAGACCUGUUACCAUUUGGACGGGACGAAUGUUGUCUUCGGCCGUGUGUUAGCGGGUAUCGGCAUUGUUCGAGAGAUCCAGCGCUACGGCGACUCUGAACACGGCCGGCCCACGGUGGAUUGUGUGAUACAAGACUGUGGCGAGAUUUUAACUAGUAGUUGGGACGUGUGCUGCCGGGACGGUACUGCCGACUGCCUGCCCGAGUAUCCUUCAGAUCACCAGGAUCACAAUAUCAGUGUAGCUGAAUUAAUAUCGUGUAUAAAGGAUAUAAAAAAUGUAGGUAAUUGUUUUUUUGGCGACGGCGAAUACAAAUCAGCCGUUAGAAAGUACCAAAAGUGCCUGAGGUAUUUGAACCACGUUUUUAAUGACACAGAGAAUAUAAAGGAGACUGAAACGCGGGAACACUUGCAAGAAAUUAGAACAACGUACUUAUUACAAUGCAAUCUGAAUUUGGCGGCGUGCUACAUGAAGUUGGAGGAUUAUAGAGCUUGUGUAAACUUUUGUACCGAAGUGCUGGAAUUAGAUCCUAGAAACGAAAAGGCCUUAUACAGGCGCGGUCAAGCGAACUACGCUCUCAAAAACUACGACGACGCUCUCAUGGACUUGAAACAAGCUGAAAAAAUAUCGCCCAACAACAGGGCGGUCCACAAACUGUUAGACGAAAUUAUUUGUACGCAGUUACCGAGUCUAGUAAAAGCAGCUCCCAAGGAACUUCCCAUAGUAUGGUCAACUCUAAUGGAUUUAUUGAACGACGUGGCCCUUAAGGUGGCUAAAGAGGCCAAAGGUGUCGGCAAUAUCAUGAAUGUAUUCUUUCAAAAAACUGGACCAUAUUCUAGAGUUCUGUCUUGGGACAUAUCGGAUUUUUAA
Messenger RNA from Arctia plantaginis, 1257 nucleotides. NCBI's taxonomy places the organism in Eukaryota, Metazoa, Arthropoda, Insecta, Lepidoptera, Erebidae. The record is from the annotation of a GenBank genome assembly.